Messenger RNA from Exophiala dermatitidis NIH/UT8656, 873 nucleotides. Its product is annotated as aldo-keto reductase (AKR). The coding region runs from base 1 to 873 and encodes 290 amino acids. The record is from RefSeq and is a predicted model, not a curated record. The transcript has a single exon. NCBI's taxonomy places the organism in Eukaryota, Fungi, Ascomycota, Eurotiomycetes, Chaetothyriales, Herpotrichiellaceae. Gene Ontology annotation, molecular function: oxidoreductase activity.
AUGGCUACGACUCCGAUUCCAGCCAAGUUCGACAUCAACAGCAGGUACACCAUGAACUCAGGCCAUAAAAUACCCGUACUGGGGUACGGCGUCUACCAGACCCCCGCGGCACAAUGCGAAGAAGUCACACUGCACGCCUUCCGCACUGGAUACCGCCACAUCGACUCAGCACGAGCAUACCGCAACGAACAACCAUGUGCCGACGCGAUCCGCAACUCAGGCCUGAAACGAGAAGAAAUCUUCUUCACCAGCAAAGUACCUCCCCGAGCCAUGGGGUACGAAGGGGCCAAGAAAUCCAUCGAGUCGUCCUUCAUUCAGACAGGGCUAGAUUAUUUUGAUUUGUAUCUGAUCCACUCGCCGUACGGAGGCAAAGAAGGCCGCCUUGGUGCGUGGAGAGCCCUCGCGGAAGCCCAGAAGGCCGGCAAGAUCCGGUCAAUCGGCGUCUCCAACUACGGCGUGCAUCAUCUUGACGAACUCGAAGAGUAUAUCAAGACAAAUCCUGAUGUCGGGGGGACCAUUGACGUUGGCCAAUGGGAACUCCAUCCCUGGCUUCCGCGCUCUGAUAUUGUGGAUUGGGCUCGGAAGAGGAAUGUCGUAAUCGAAGCUUAUUGUCCUAUUGUUCGUGGUCAGCGAGCCGAAGAGCCGGUCUUGAAGCGCCUGAGUGAGAAACAUGGCAAGACGUGGGCCCAGAUCUUGCUGCGUUGGAGCUUGCAGAAGGGGUUUGUGCCGCUGGUCAAGAGUGUUACUCCUUCGAGGAUCGAGGAAAAUGCGGCCAUUUUUGAUUUUGAGCUCGAUGAGGAGGAUAUGAAGGCUUUGCAUUUUCCGGAUUCUUAUGCUCCGUGCAGUUGGGAUCCUACUGUCAGUCACGAUUGA